Messenger RNA from Punica granatum (pomegranate), 2390 nucleotides. NCBI's taxonomy places the organism in Eukaryota, Viridiplantae, Streptophyta, Magnoliopsida, Myrtales, Lythraceae. The record is from RefSeq and is a predicted model, not a curated record.
ACAUGUCAUAUGGGCUUCGACGCCGUAUCCUCCCGAAAAGAAGAAAAGUGGACAUGCCACUAUUCCUGAUCUUUCUUUCACACUUGAACAUAGUAAUACACUCACACAUAUGUAUAUAUAUAUAUAUGGGCUGUGCAUGUUGUUGCCAUAUGCCCACAGCAGCUAGUCUGGAAACCUCCUGGUCCUGCCCAUAUAUUGGUUUUCUUGUACAUAUUUGUACGAGAAUUUAAGAAACUCUCUAGUUUCUACUCCGUGCAUCUCUGAUAUCGAUCCUCUUCCUCUCCUUCUCGGUCGGCGCCAACUUUCCUGCCUUUUGGGAGGGGAGGAGGCCGAUAUAUGUGAGUAGUAUUAUAGUAAUAAAAUGCCUUCACGAGCAAAUAAUGAAAGAGCUGCGCGUGAUGGUAUGUAUAAGUGGCUAAGCCUGGUGGCAGCGAUAUGGCUGCAGUCAAUCACCGGAACCAACACCAACUUCCCGGCGUACUCCUCUCAUCUGAAGCAGGUGAUGUCUAUCUCCCAGGUUCAGCUCAACAACCUGGCCUUUGCCAAUGAUGCUGGCAAGCUCUUCGGGUGGCUCUCUGGGAUCGCCGCCCUAUAUCUGCCCCUCUGGGUGGUCCUCCUCAUGGGCGCCUUUCUCGGCUUGCUCAGUUAUGGCUUGCAGUACCUCUUCCUCUCUGGCCAGAUCCCCACGGCCGAGCUAUCCUACCCGCUUAUCUUCUUCCUCACUGUGUUGGCUGGCAACAGCAUCUGCUGGCUUAACACGGUGUGCUACAUAGUCGUCAUCGGUUGUUUCCCUUCCAGAAGUCGACAGGUGGCUGUUGGGCUAUCCACAAGCUACCAGGGUCUCAGUGCCAAUAUUUACACCGACAUAGUCGACGUGGUAGCACCAGCACGAACAUCUGCAGCAUCCCCUCAGAUGCCUCCACCCAUGGCGGGAAGAAGAGCCAACACCUACCUCCUCCUUAAUUCCAUCCUGCCCGCCAUUGUCUCAGCAGUGACUGCACCCUUUGUCAAGGACAACAUGGCUAGGUGUGGCUCGGAAGAUGCGGAUGAUCCUAAUUAUCUUCACCAUCAUGACCAUCAGAAUGAUAGUCGCUGUUGCAAUGAUGAUGAAGAAGGUGCCAGUGGACUAUUUGGCGUGUUGUUUGCAAUAACGAUAGCCACCGGAAUCUUCGCGGUGAUUAGUAGCCUGGGAACAAUCUCGACUGGAAUAUCACCAGUGUACGAUGUCGUUGGAAUGGGGUUGUUAUUACUGGCCCCACUCGUAAUUCCGCUGACAGCGACCAUCAGAGGGUCAUGGUUAGGCCGGUGGUGGGCCAACAGACAGCAGAGGACACAGAUACAUGAUCUUGCCACAUCUGGACCUGAAACCGGCAACGGACAUCAUCUAGGUAGUGGGGAGAGUGCACUAGUUAUCAUGAAAGAAGGGGACGGUCAGGUGCAGAGGCAGCAGCAGGCCGCUGGUGGGUUAGCGCCAGCAGCUCAUGAUCAAGCAAUUCUUGAGUCAGGAUAUGGUGAUCACUGUGGGAAUAUCAGCAGUGCUAGGGAGGAUGUCGGGGUGAAAUUGAUGCUGAGAAGAAUGGAUUUUUGGCUAUAUUUCUUCAUGUAUAUGUGCGGUGCAACUCUGGGACUGGUGUACCUCAAUAACUUGGGACAGAUCACAGAAUCCAGGGGUUCAUCCAGAACAUCUUCCCUCGUAUCGUUAUCUUCUGCUUUCAGCUUCUUCGGCCGCCUCCUGCCUUCUCUCCUCGAUUACCUCUUCUACAGACAGAAGUACAUGAUCUCAAGACCGGCAUGCGUGGUCGCAUUGAUGGUCCCGAUGACAGGGUCCUUUUUCCUGCUGCUCAACUCUAGCAAUCUAUGCCUCUACAUCAGCACUGCAGUAAUUGGCGUUUGCACCGGAGCCAUCACGUCCAUCGCUGUAUCAAUAACCACAGAGCUAUUCGGAACCAAGAAUUUUGGUGUAAACCACAAUGUUCUGGUAGCAAACAUCCCGAUAGGGUCAUUUGUCUUCGGCUAUUUAGCAGCUGUUCUGUACCGUCGAGAAGGGAAUGGAGAUGGGAAAUGCAUCGGAAUGGAAUGCUAUCGCAAUAGCUUCAUCAUCUGGGGUAGCCUCUGCUUCCUCGGUACAAACCUGGCUUUGUUACUCUACGCUCGCUCACGUAGCUUUUACUCCCAAAGAUCAACCGGACAGCAACAGUAAAUAGAUUAUAAAGACGACCAACGAUUUCUUCGUCAAACGAUGUAUUUUUGGAUUCUGAUAGUCCGAAAGUAGUAUAGUUCGAAUUGGACUCUCAUGCGUCCCCGUACGUUUAACUUUAUUAAUCAGCGUAGAUACUUCUUCGUCCGAACAUAUAUUAUAUUAUUGAUACUGGCGAUAGCAUGACGCAAUA